Gadus morhua (Atlantic cod) is the source of this 783-nucleotide messenger RNA. Its product is annotated as G2/M phase-specific E3 ubiquitin-protein ligase-like. NCBI's taxonomy places the organism in Eukaryota, Metazoa, Chordata, Actinopteri, Gadiformes, Gadidae. The record is from RefSeq and is a predicted model, not a curated record. The coding region runs from base 120 to 677 and encodes 185 amino acids. The transcript is spliced from 3 exons. Gene Ontology annotation, molecular function: ubiquitin-protein transferase activity.
CAAUAACUAUCUUUUCCUUACAGAUCAAACAGGCAUCAUCCAUACUGGAGGUCCAUGCUGCUAUAGCCAGUGCAGCCUCAAAUCUGGCGCUAUUGGGAUCCCUGACGGUUAUCAGAACGAUGACAGACAGGGAUGAGGUUGUGGAGUCUGCGCUAAAGUUCUAUUUGGACAACCGACUACAUGUCCCUCUCCAACAAUUGCGGCAAGGUUUGGAGUGCUUGGGGGUGCUGCAGGCGGCAGUAGGGAGCACUGCUUUUAGAAGGCUGUUUUCAGGUGGACCCCCUGCCCCACUGACAGCAGAGCAGGUGAUGCAUAUGUUUGCAGUCAACUACUCGGUUCGAGGGAGCUCACGCAGGUCAGAGGAGGAGCGGGCAGUUGGCUACUGGAGGGACUGGCUCAUCGAUGUUGAAGCUGGAGAUGCUGUUUUGGUGGUGGAGGACACGGAGAACAGAGUGACGCUGAACCAGCUCCUCAUGUUCGUCACUGGGGCAGACAGAGUUCCUCCCCUGGGAUUCCCAGGAGAGCCAACUAUAAACUUUUUGCACACUGUCACGGUCUUCCCGGAAGCAAACACCUGUGCUAUGAUUCUAAAGUUGCCGCUACACAACACAUUUGAAUCCUUCUCUGAUUCGAUGAUAUCAGGAAUCAUCCAGUCCCCCUGUUUUGGUUAUGCCUAAUUUUUUGCUGCUAUUUAAACUUUUUUUUUGCAUGUUUUGCAUCUUUAAAUAUGUUGUUAUGCAUGUUCUGCAUCUUUAAAUAAACAAUGUUCCAGUUCCACGUUUU